This is a messenger RNA of Miniopterus natalensis, 2427 nucleotides long. It is a transcript of the gene LIN52, whose product is annotated as lin-52 DREAM MuvB core complex component. Lineage: Eukaryota; Metazoa; Chordata; Mammalia; Chiroptera; Miniopteridae. Gene Ontology annotation, cellular component: DRM complex. Gene Ontology annotation, biological process: regulation of DNA-templated transcription. The record is from RefSeq and is a predicted model, not a curated record.
UCCAGUGCGUGAGGGGGUGUGGCCAGCAUUGGGGGCGGGGUUAGUCAAAGACUGCCCUAUGUGGGGCAAACCAGAUGGGACUAGGUAGGAGUUGGGGAUAGGGUUUCUCUUUGGGGGCGUGGCUUGUGGGGCCUAGCUUUCCCGCCGACGGUUGGCCACGUCACGUGACAUGGGUUGGAAGAUGGCGUCUCCCACAGAGGGGACAGAUCUAGAAGCAUCUUUGUUAAGUUUUGAAAAACUUGACCGUGCCUCACCAGACCUUUGGCCAGAACAAUUACCAGGUGUUGCUGAAUUUGCAGCUUCUUUCAAAAGUCCUAUUACUAGCUCACCACCCAAAUGGAUGGCUGAAAUAGAGCGUGAUGACAUCGACAUGUUGAAAGAACUGGGGAGCCUCACUACAGCUAAUUUGAUGGAGAAGGUACGAGGCCUUCAGAACCUGGCCUAUCAGCUGGGGCUAGAUGAGUCCAGAGAAAUGACAAGGGGGAAGUUCCUCAACAUUCUAGAGAAACCCAAGAAGUAGCCACAGUGUGUGGACAGGAUGCCCCGGGGGCUGGAACCAAGCUUCGCUCCCAGUGCAGCUCUGAUGAUGCUCACCUCACUGCUUCCCGGCGAGAGGCUGGAGGGCGCACCUCCAGGGCUGACCCUCUCCCCUGCUCCUGGCACUCUGCGCCUCUGAGGACAUUCGGCAGCAAGAGAAGAAUCUGUUCUACCCAAGGAUCACUGCAGUUAUUCAGUCAGCUUCCAGACUUUGACCAUCUCCACCUCAGAUGUUGGUAACACCAGAGAGCAUAUCAUUCUUAAAGGUCAAAGUCCUGCUUUCUCAUUUCCAGAAGUGAUUCAGGAGCCCUGGGAUCUGAUUCAGUGAUGGCAAAGUACGUUGUGACAGUGAUUGCAUGAGUUGUACUUGAUCUCUUAGGAAGUAUUUAUGAUUCGAGGAGCCCAGAGACCAAUUAGAUUCUGGACUAGACCAUGCAGAUUGAUCUGUGUACUCUCCAGUGUAUUGCUAGAUUCCAAGAAUCCCCAGCUGGAGAAACCAGAAUCUUCUAGAAAUGUAUGCCUGCUUUUUAAAUUCUAUACCUCUCAUGAUAGUCCCAUACCCUAAUGCCCUCCAUUCCCUAACUCCUAGCCCCCACCAUCCAUUCUGACUCCAGCGAAGGGAAUCCCUGUGUAUCAAGUCCUUCCUGGAAUUAGCUUGUGCAGUAAAAGGCCCCUGCAAGGUUGCUUUGGACCUCAAGACCAAUUUAAAGGUGACAGAAAGGACUUUUGAGUUCUAGUUAAUCUGUUACAGAUUCAAGCGAGACAGUAUGGCCUGAAGAUAGGAAAAGGGGAUUGACUGCAGGAGUUCCCAUUUGAUUAAAAACUAGAAACUCUGAUUGACCUCAAAGGAAUGUGCGUGCUGUGGAAUGGUGGCAAUGUAUUUCCCCCCUUGUCCCCUCUCACAGCACAUAUCAGAUAUUUCACCCAUAUGACUGAAACACACAUGAAAGAAAAAGAGAAUUUCCUGACUUAAAUAUAACUCUUAUGGGGCUAUCUGCCAAUUAUCUGUCUCUGUUGAAACCUGAAAAUCUAGCCUGUGGGUAAUAGUUAUUACACAUGUUCUCCAUAUUUUGUCUUAUAAGCUAGCCAAGAUACAUGGAGUUUCCUAAACUUUGUGAAAAGAACAUCUAUGGGCAGUAGUCUGAUGGUAUUUGGACACAAGGAAAAUUCUGGUCAAGUUUUUGGCCCUGGUUGUCUGUGCUAGCGUGCAGCACUAUUCAAUUUAAUAACUGGCCCAUUAACCACUUUCUGACAUGUGUGCUUGUUUCCCAGCUAGAAUUAACGUUGGAGUUUUCUCUCAUUUGUGCCAUUUGACCAUCCAUGCAGUUUUACUUAUUGGCAAGAAGGAAAAAUUGAACACAAGGCGCAAAGGAUGAGUAUGAGAAGGAAACCCUUUUGCUUGGGUGCUAUACAGAAGGUUAGGCUGCAGAGGCUGUGCUUUUAGGCUAAGCUUAUUAAUGACAUUCCUUUAUCUUUAAAUGUGGUUAAAGAGUGUGUGUAUGCACAAAAAAUAGUGCCAUAAUAUCAAACUUUUUUUGCUCUGUUUUUGAGAGUUGAUGAUGUCAGAAGGGGAAAUUGAGAAAUAUAUGGAGUAUAUUGGGAUACCUUCCCCAAACCGGCUCAUCUGUAACCUAAAGCUAUGUAGCUGGGGUUUAGUCUGCUUUGGACUCUUCCUUUUACUGUCGUCUUAGUCACCAGCACUUAAUGUAAGUAGAUGUUUUAGAAUUGAGAUAUUUAUUGGUUUUAUAUGUCAGAAAUGUUAAUGAUGUGUUUUUAUAUUGAUAAUAUAAAUGUAUGUACAAUGUGUGCAUGUAUGUAUUUCAGGGUGUCGGAGGGUUGUACUUUGUAUAUGAAGUCUUCUGUGUCGUCAUAAUAAAUAUGUCACUUUUA